CUGUCUACUGCAUACACACUGUACGAUCUGUGGGGACUUGUGUUCAGAACUAUGAUAUGAGGCUUACAAGUGGAUUUUAAAGCUGAUUUGAAGCACAAUGAUCAGUGGUGAAAAUGAAGCUCCUCAAAAACAUUCCAAUAAUCCUCUUUCUGACAUAUUUCAGCCUGAGUGAAGAACUACAGAGAGCACCAAAAAUUAUAACAUUGCUUGAGACAGUGGACACAUCUCUGGAUCAUAAUGCUACUUUUAUAUGUGAGGUUGAUUCAUACCCUCAAGCUGAAAUCACAUGGACACAGAAUAAUUACCCAAUACGGUAUUACGAUUCUAGAUACGUCAUACGAGAAAGUGGCCAAAUGCUGAUCAUUCCCAAUGUGAAGGGUUCAGAUAAUGGAGAAUAUUGCUGCAUUGCUAAUAACGGGGUUGGAGAAGCAGCCAAGAGCUGUGGUGCUUUACAACUGAAGAUGAAGCCACAAAUCAAAAGACAUCCUACGAACAUGACAUUGCUUCUGGAGUCAAAGGCUGUGCUGCCAUGUGUAACCUUAGGAUAUCCUAAACCAGAAAUAUCCUGGAUUAAAAAUGAUGAUUUGAUAAAGGUUAAUAAUCGUAUAUCAGUUUUGGAAUUUGGUGCCCUAAAAAUUAAUAACAUCAAGAAAGAGGAUGCCGGGCAGUAUCGCUGUGUGGCCAGAAAUAGUUUUGGGGUCGCUUUCUCCAAACCAGUUACCAUCGAAGUACAAGCUCCUGCCAAAAUACUGAAAGUUCCCAAAGAGAAGAAAGUUCAGAUCGGAUCAGAAGUUGUGUUAGAGUGUAAUGCCACUGGCAACCCAAUCCCUUCUAUAACCUGGCUUGAAAACGGCAAUACGAUUUCAGGAGCGUCAGUGGAGGAGACACUGGUGGAUGAGGUCAUAGUGUCUGUUCUCCGUGUGGUGGUGCAUAAACCUGCUCUCUACACCUGUCAAGCUACUAACCAGCACAGUGGAGGAGCCAACACCGUUAAAGCCACAGCAAAAAUAACUGUUACAGAAUGGAGACUGUACAAAGGUAAUUCUGGUUACUGCAGUACGUACAGAGGUGACAUCUGUCGGGGUCUUCUCCGGCAAGACGCUCUGGUCUUCUUCAACUACUCUCUGCCGAACCCAGAGGAUGCGCAAGAAUAUCUUGCUCAGAGCACAUGGGGGGAGCUGGAAGGUGUGAGUUCAUUCUGCAGGCCUGCUGCGAGAUCGCUGCUUUGCCAUGCAACCUUCCAGGACUGUAAUCCAUCUGGACUGGGACCAGCACCUAAACCUGUCUGCAGGGAGCACUGUCUGGCAGUGAAGGAGCUGUACUGUUAUAAGGAGUGGCGUUCUGAAGAGGAAAGAUCUCAUCAAGGGUUCCCACAUAGCCUGAGCAUCACUCUCCCAGAAUGCACCUCUCUACCCAGCCAGCAAACAGACCCAACCUUAUGUACAGCUGUUCCAUAUGUUGAUAUCAAGAAAGACCAAGUUACAACAACAUGUUACAAUGACAGAGGACGGUUUUACCAAGGAACCCACAACAUCACAGCAUCUACUAUUCCUUGCCAGAGAUGGAACCAACAGAAUCCUCAUCAACAUCGGCUCUCUGUAGACGUAAUUCCUGAGUUGCGAAAUGCAGAAAACUACUGUCGUAACCCAGGAGGAGAGAGUGACAGGCCAUGGUGCUACACCACUAGCCCCAGUGUGCGCUGGGAGUACUGCUUGGUGCCCAAAUGUGGAGAAGUUCCCAGAGUUAAGACUGCACCCUCAAUUCCAAAACCAGUCCAGUUCUACCCACCCCCUCCUGUGUCCACUGCCUACUCGAUGAGUGUUAUCAUCUUUGUCAUUGCUGGCUUCGCUGGGGCAGCCUUCUUCACCAUACUCGUCCUCAUGUGCCACAGACGAAAGAAAAUGUGGAAAAAACGAAAAAGUAGGGUGAUGGAGACCCCCACCUUGACGGCUCUCCCCUCUGAGCUUCUACUGGACAGACUUCAUCCCAACCCCAUGUACCAGCGUCUGCCUCUCCUGCUCAACUCCAAGCUCCUUAGUCUUGAAUACCCGCGCAACAACAUUGAAUAUGUCCGUGACAUUGGAGAGGGGGCCUUCGGGAGGGUCUUUCAGGCAAGAGCUCCUGGUCUUCUACCAGUGGAGCCGUUCACCAUGGUAGCAGUGAAGAUGUUGAAGGAGGAAGCUUCGGCCGACAUGCAGAAUGAUUUUCAGAGAGAAGCUGCCCUCAUGGCUGAGUUUGAUCACCCCAACAUCGUCCGGCUUCUAGGAGUCUGUGCAGUGGGAAAGCCUAUGUGUUUGAUGUUUGAAUACAUGGCCUAUGGGGACUUAAACGAAUACCUGCGACGGCGCUCCCCAUCACAGCAGCCCAGUUUAAGUUGGGGUAGCCUGACGUGCAGCAGUCUUGCAUCUGAACCAGAGCGUUACCCGCCCCUCAGCUGCCUCGAGCAGCUCUUCAUUUCCAAGCAGGUGGCGGCAGGCAUGGCAUACCUGUCCGAGCGCAAGUUCGUGCACCGUGACCUAGCUACCCGCAACUGCUUGGUCGGAGAAAACCUAGUUGUGAAAAUUGCAGAUUUUGGUCUCUCGCGCAACAUCUACGCGGCUGAUUACUAUAAAGCCGGUGAGAAUGACGCCAUCCCCAUCCGAUGGAUGCCACCCGAAUCCAUCUUCUACAACCGCUACACAAGCGAGUCUGAUGUGUGGGCUUACGGAGUGGUACUAUGGGAGAUAUUUUCAUAUGGUAUGCAACCCUACUACGGCAUGUCCCACGAGGAGGUCAUCUACUACGUACGUGAUGGAAAUGUUCUUGCCUGUCCAGAAAACUGCCCACAGGAGCUGUAUAACCUAAUGCGUCUUUGCUGGAGUGGCUAUCCAACUGACCGACCCAGUUUCGCAAGUAUUCACCGCAUCCUGGAGAGAAUGCAUGACCAGAUGCUCAAAUGUGGCCUCUCUUGAGGAACUCUAAAAACACAGUUUAAAGAAUGAUAAAGCUUUAAGCAUCCCUGUGUUAAGAAACUCAUUAGAAUUUCAAAGAACCUUGAAGGAUGUUCAAGAAGGAUAAAACACUUGAGUGUGUACCUUGAGAAGCCCAAAAAUACACAAGAGCGCAGAGGAAUCUUGAGGAAUAUGAGUUUCAAUAAGCUUUCAACAUAUUGAAAGGAUCAUACACCUAAAAAAAUAUUGAUGCCUCAAACCGUUUGAAGAUGACUGCUCCAUGUCUGCUUGUGUGAUCUUAGUUAUUGUUUUCUUACAAUGAAGUAGACAUACUGUAGACAUAAAAUGUGGGAUAAUCAUGGUUUGAGGCAUUUCAUAUUAUUUAUGUGCAGUCAUUGCAAGAACCUUACAGGGACCUAGACCAGGAAUCUCUGCAAGCAGAGACAUAAAAUAUUAUAUAUGCCUGGUGUUAAGUCCUUUCCUUUGUUUUUGUUUUUUUAUCUGUUUGAAGUUCAGUUGUGAGUACCAUGUAUUUAAUUAUUGUUAAGUAACGUUUAAAAAAAAUCAAGAACAUGGGUAACACUCUACAUUAUUAUUCCCUUUGUUAAGGGUUUAUAAAAGGGUUCAUUAGUUACUAAUUCAUUUAAAAAUGCAUUAUAAAUCAUUGAUAUACAGUUAUAACAACAUGAGUAAAAAGGGCCAGCUACUUGCCUAAUAGUGAGCCAUUUUACCUCACAUGUUAUAAAUACUCAAUAAAUACACUUAUUCAUAAUUAUAUUAAUAAAAAGAACAUAACAUAUCGUAAUUUAUGAUAUAUGUCAAGAUGGAGAAAACCGAUAAAUAUGGUGAGAUUAAAAGUAGGGAUUAUGCCAUUUUGAUACAGUCCGCUUUGUGCUUACAGUAUAUUCAUUACUAUUUAUUUAUGUUGUCUCUUUCCUUGUCACAUUGAUGUAAGAACCUGAUGUCCAAAAAAUUGUGCUACGUUUAUAUUACAUUUAUUUAGGUUAUUAAAGGUGCAUUCAGUAAUUUGGGGCUAAUUUAAAAAGUUUUACACAUUAACAAAUGAAUUAUGUUUUUGUGAAGAGUGAUCUGAAUGGUGUACACUCACAUGAGAUGAAGACUAUACUCAUAAUAGUUGUUUAUAAAAAGUAUUCUUAUUAUAUAUGUUGCGGGUCACCCCCUUCAAUGUACUUCAUCUUGUUGAAAUGACAAGAACAAAAUCCUCAUGCUCUUUGGCUGCCGCCUAUGUAGAUACGCUGGCUAUGCGUAGUGCAGUGUUGUUUUGUGAGGUGAAGAGCAAAAAUAAGACAAUGGAACAACUUUUUAUUGUGCUUUAGAAGCUGAGACAACAGGAGAUUCAGUAGCUGUACAGCUGAAGAAGCAAAGGUCUGAAGCAAGAAGACAAAUAGACCGGUAAAGGCAAAAAUCUAGAGUAAACAUCAGUACGGCAUACACAAGGUAGAAAGAUUUAAUGACGGAGAAAAACACAAGUAGUGAUGCCGAUGUUGCUUCUUUAUGAAAUGGCAUACAUCUCCAUUCAUUUAAUAUCUUGGCACAGCGAUUGGUGUGGAUUUUGAGUAAACCAUGACUUUGGUUCCUUGGAAACAAAACAAGUUCUUCAAAUACAGUAUUCAUGGACAUGCUAAAUUUGAUCAUCAAAAACAAUUCUAAUCUUUCCUUUACCAUAACAUUCUGUAUCGCUAGAUAAUUGAGGUUUAUUUCACACUAAGCAGUUCUCUUAUAAAGGUAAUAACUGUCUUUAGAAAUAACCUGAAACGUAGGCAGUCUCCAAAGAUUAUUGAUAUGAGAGACAAUAAUAAUCUGUCCUUAACUUUAGGAGUCUGUUCUCUUGAAUUCUGACGUUUGUUUUCAGGCAAAGCAAUUAUAUUCUAGUAGUGAUAAACAACUUUUGAGGUAAUAAACAAUUACCUCAAAUUCUGAAAUUUUCCAGAUACAAAUGAUAUUCCAAAGCUGACGGUGACAGCAUAGUUGAUCAUGCUGAUCCACGUCGAUAUAAGGCAUCUAACACCACUGUCACAUCGGUACUUAAAUUACACGAAGAAGAGCAAUGACAAUACUAGCUAGAGAACUACUGAAUGCCCCUUUAAUUGAGAAAAAUUGUUAUUAAGCAUGUAUAACAACGUUAGGUGAAAAUGGCUGACUAUUUUCCAAUUAUUGCAUGAAAGUUGCCUUUUUUUAUUUAUAUUGUUACAAGUGCAUAUUAAUAAUUAAUAAUGCAUUUUUAAAUGAAUUAUAAGUCACUAAUGAACCUACACUGCAAACAAUUAUUUUCAAGGCAAGUAUUUUUGUCUUGGUUUCCUGUAAAUUUAUCUAAACAUUUUUAAAAUGUAAUUGAUAUAUUGUCAAGCAAAAUGGCAUAAGAUAUUGUGUCGUUUUAAGAGAAAUCUAACAAAAUUAAAUGAACUAAACAAGAAAAAAAAUCUAUCAAUGGGGAAGGAACAUUUUUAUUGUUUUCCCUUUGAAUUGAGUUUUCUUUUCUUACCCCAUUGGCAAACAAGUUGUUCUUGUUUUAAGCAUUUAUUUUACCAGAUUCGGUUAGAUUUCAAUCAAAACAAGACUUAAAAUCUUAAGGAAUUUUGCUUGUUAAGUAAUAAAUCAUAUUUUAAGAAUGCUUUGAUAAUUUUACUGGAAAACAAGACAAAAAUACUGGUCUUGAAAAUCCUUUUUUGCAGUGCAUUUUGAAACCCUUAAUAAAGGAAACAAUAAUGUAAGGUGUGACCAUAACUUGAUAUAGUGCUUUAUGCAGAAUAAUGCUGUCAUGUUGACAUUUAAAACAUUAAAUUAGAAUAGUAUAUUCCAAAGUGGCACACCAUCACUUUAUUGUUUAUGUUAUUUAUGUUGUAACUGAAUAGUUUGAUACAUAUUUCACUAAUUGCUGUUCCAAGUUUGUGAAUUUUUGUCUUUCAUUUCUAUUUGCUGUUAAAAGAAGUCAUUAAAACAAUGUAUCAGAGAAAAGACUGCAUAAUAACACAUCUCAAAUUCAUACAAUAGAUAAUGCCACAAAAUGAAUAAAGAUUAAGUUAUGAAUUCUAAUAAUUGUCAAAAAUAGAAAAGAAAAAAAGACUGAAUUUAAGAUAUAAAUGAAUGACUAGUAAGCUUUUUGGCCCUCAUACAUGUUAAAAGGCAAUUAUAAGACAUACACAUAUAUGGCAUGAUAUUUUUGCAUUAUUAUUAUGUUUUUAUUAUUAAAUGAUUUAUAAUCAGCGCUGUUAAUAUAGUGCUCAC
Molecule: messenger RNA, 6176 nt
Organism: Xyrauchen texanus (razorback sucker)
Lineage: Eukaryota; Metazoa; Chordata; Actinopteri; Cypriniformes; Catostomidae
Gene: musk
Product: muscle, skeletal, receptor tyrosine kinase
Exons: 17
Coding region: 114-2951 (945 amino acids)
Biological process (GO): protein phosphorylation; positive regulation of kinase activity; multicellular organism development
Cellular component (GO): signaling receptor complex
Molecular function (GO): protein binding; ATP binding; transmembrane receptor protein tyrosine kinase activity
Source: RefSeq, a predicted model, not a curated record